Messenger RNA from Pristis pectinata (smalltooth sawfish), 1064 nucleotides. Its product is annotated as gastrula zinc finger protein XlCGF71.1-like. The transcript has a single exon. Gene Ontology annotation, biological process: regulation of transcription by RNA polymerase II. The annotation marks the transcript as partial. The record is from RefSeq and is a predicted model, not a curated record. Gene Ontology annotation, molecular function: RNA polymerase II cis-regulatory region sequence-specific DNA binding; DNA-binding transcription factor activity, RNA polymerase II-specific. NCBI's taxonomy places the organism in Eukaryota, Metazoa, Chordata, Chondrichthyes, Rhinopristiformes, Pristidae.
GGAAGGGGCUUCAACCGACCGUCCACCCUGGAGAGACACAAGGAGCACCAAGUGACGCAGAAGCCCUAUCAGUGUGGGGACUGUGGGAAGGGAUUCAACUACCCCUCCCAGCUGGAGGUCCACCGUCGCACUCACACUGGGGAGAGGCCAUUCCCCUGCACCGUGUGUAAGAAGGGGUUUGCUCAGUCCUCCGCCCUCCUGACCCACCAGCGGGUCCACACCGGGGAGAGGCCGUUCACCUGCUCUGUGUGCGGGAAGGGCUUCACCCACUCCUCACACCUGGUCAGACACCGGCGAAGCCACACCGGCGAGAGGCCGUUCCCCUGCUCCGUGUGCGGAAAGGGCUUCACGCAGUCGUCCCACCUGCUGAAACACCAGCGGGUUCACACUGAUGAGAGGCCGUUCGGUUGCCCGGACUGUAGCAAGAGCUUCAAGAGCCCCGGGGAGGUGAGGAUCCAUCAGCAGACUCACACGGGCGAGAGGCCCUUCGGAUGCUCUCACUGCGGCAAGUGCUUCGGGCAGUCGAGUGACCUGCUGAAACACCAGACCGUCCACACCGGGGAGAGGCCCUUCACCUGCUCUGAGUGCAGGAAAGGAUUCACCCGCUCCUCCCACCUGCUGAAGCACCACUGCAGCCAGAGCGACGAGAGGUGCUUCAAGUGCUCCGAGUGCGGGAGAAGCUUCAAAAGGUACGCGGAGAGAAUGAAGCACCAGCUGAUGCACACCGGGGAGAGGCCGUUCAGCUGUGCCGUGUGUGGGAGGGGAUACACACAGGCCUUCCUCCUGCUGAGGCACCAGCGAGCUCACAAGUGACCGCAGGGGUUAACUUGCACUGCUGUUGCCACGGUUAGUGACGUCCAGCGCUGAACCGCGCCCAGUGCAAGAGCUGGAGUUUGUUCACAGUGACAAUCGCUGGAGGCGGCUGGUGCUUAAUGUCAUGGGUGUUGGUCAAAUAAAUUUUCUUCAGAGCACAUUUUGUGAAUUAUUAACUGUUUCACAUUGCUCAGAGUUGGUGGGUGCCCCUGUAAGGACCAAAAUUUGUGAGCCCUCCAUUUCGUUUAAUC